This is a messenger RNA of Mus caroli (Ryukyu mouse), 3547 nucleotides long. RefSeq names its product septin 6 (gene Septin6). Gene Ontology annotation, molecular function: GTP binding. The record is from RefSeq and is a predicted model, not a curated record. NCBI's taxonomy places the organism in Eukaryota, Metazoa, Chordata, Mammalia, Rodentia, Muridae.
GGUCACCGAGGGGAGCCCCCGCCCCCUUCACAGAGGCUGAGACUCGGGUUGCAGAGAGAACUGGAACUGGGCUCGCCCUAGGGGAAGGCAGCGCGGCCAAUCCGUCCCCUCCCCACACCUACUCUGAGGGGGUGGGUGAUAGAGGAGAGGUUGGGGUUGGAGCAGCGGUGAGGGGGCCCCUCCCUGGCACCUCCCUCCACCAGACUUGGUCGCGCCCGAAGUGUAACACUUUCUCUUUGUCGGAGGAGCUCUUCUGUUUCCUGUGCAGCAGCUCCCGUUGCGGAGGCACCCGAAGCAGCCCUGGCGGACCAAGGAGCGAUGGCAGCGGCCGAUAUAGCUCGCCAGGUGGGCGAAGAUUGUCGAACUGUCCCCCUGGCUGGACAUGUGGGGUUCGACAGCUUGCCUGACCAGCUGGUGAAUAAGUCAGUCAGCCAGGGCUUCUGCUUCAACAUCCUGUGCGUGGGGGAGACAGGUUUGGGCAAGUCCACGCUCAUGGAUACCCUGUUUAACACCAAGUUUGAAGGGGAGCCAGCGACCCACACACAGCCAGGGGUUCAGCUCCAGUCCAAUACCUACGACCUCCAGGAGAGCAAUGUGGGGUUGAAACUCACAAUUGUGAGCACUGUAGGCUUUGGGGACCAGAUCAACAAGGAGGACAGCUACAAGCCCAUCGUGGAAUUCAUUGAUGCUCAGUUUGAGGCCUACCUACAAGAGGAGCUGAAGAUCCGGAGAGUACUGCACUCCUACCAUGACUCCCGAAUCCAUGUCUGCUUGUAUUUCAUUGCCCCGACAGGACAUUCGCUUAAGUCUCUGGACCUAGUGACCAUGAAGAAGCUGGAUAGUAAGGUGAACAUCAUUCCCAUUAUUGCCAAGUCAGAUGCCAUUUCUAAGAGUGAGCUGGCAAAGUUCAAGAUCAAAAUCACCAGCGAACUUGUGAGCAAUGGAGUCCAGAUCUAUCAGUUCCCCACAGACGAUGAGUCGGUGAGCGAGAUCAAUGGAACCAUGAAUGCCCACCUGCCGUUUGCUGUUGUUGGCAGCACAGAAGAAGUGAAGAUAGGCAACAAGAUGAUGCGGGCUCGGCAGUAUCCUUGGGGGACUGUGCAGGUUGAAAACGAGGCUCACUGCGACUUUGUGAAGCUGCGGGAGAUGCUGAUUCGGGUCAACAUGGAGGAUCUGCGGGAGCAGACCCACGCCCGGCACUAUGAAUUGUACCGCCGCUGUAAGCUGGAGGAGAUGGGCUUCAAGGACACCGACCCUGACAGCAAACCAUUCAGUUUACAGGAGACAUAUGAGGCCAAGAGGAAUGAGUUCCUUGGGGAGCUCCAGAAGAAAGAAGAGGAGAUGAGGCAGAUGUUUGUCCAGAGAGUCAAAGAGAAAGAAGCAGAGCUCAAGGAGGCUGAAAAAGAGCUGCAUGAGAAAUUUGACCGCCUGAAGAAACUGCACCAGGAAGAGAAGAAGAAGCUGGAGGAUAAGAAGAAAUGUCUGGAUGAGGAAAUGAACGCCUUCAAGCAGAGAAAGGCAGCAGCUGAGCUGCUCCAGUCUCAAGGCUCUCAGGCUGGGGGCUCACAGACUCUGAAAAGGGACAAAGAGAAGAAGAAUAACCCAUGGCUGUGUAUUGAAUAGUAUGCCCCGCUACAGCUGGACUGGACUCCACUUAGCCUUUUAAGCGAAGGUUCUUAUUUUAACUGACAACUUUUUAUAAAAAAAAAAAAAAAUGGUGCCAGACAGCUGGGCCUUCCACCCCUGCUCUGGCACUUCAAGCAUUUUGUUUUUGUUUUUGUUUUUGAGUUCUGCAACUUGCUUCUGCCUCCCAGUCCCACUGGCAUGGACCCUGACUUCUUUUAUCUUGUUAUAAAGGUGGCUGUAUGAUCACUACCUCUAAAAAAAUGCAAUAAAUAAAUUUGCAGGCCUUCUGAACUGUUACAAAAGGGCAGGGGCCACUGUCUACGAUCAUAGUUAAUAACUUGAACCUAAGACUAAGUCCAAAGCAGAACUUGUUAAAAGCAAGCAAAUCAAUGUGCGCACUUUCUCUUUUCUUGUUGGCAAAGAGAGAAGGCAAGGCGGUUUUGAUCUGUACUGGCCAAUGGCCAGAGGCAAGGACCAGGUGACAAAGUGAAAGCCUGAGCUAGUCCUUCAGGAAAACCAACUGGAAGUGGAGAAUUGCAGGAAACCCUAUGCUUAGAGGCAAAACAAAACGAACCCAGCCACCUCUGGAACAGAAAGCCCUAAAGCAGAAUCUCCAAGUAUCUCAGAUACAAUCAGUAAUCAGGAGAGUCAGGCUACUGAGUGAAGGCUGUCUGGGUCUCCUUGAGAAAGGCCCCUUAUUUGUAGCCAUGGAGUUCUGUUUGUUUUUAAAAACAAGUUCUUACUAUGCAGUAAGAACUAAGCCCUGGCUAGCCUUGAAAUCACAAAGCAGACCAGGCUGGCCUGAAAUUCAGAGAUUUACCUGCUGGUAUUUUGCGCUGGCAUUAAAGGCAAACACUACCACACCCAGCUGCCUUGGGGGGGGGGGUUAAUCCACCUUCCCAGACUGCCUGCCAGCCCGAGGAAAGUACCAUCUUCCUUAAAAAGUACUUGUAUUUUAAAAUGAGGCCUUUCAUUUGCAUUUGUAUAUAAACUCCCUACUUAGGACUGGAGGAUCUCAGAAUACUUCACAAAUAUUUGAGCUACACAACCCUCUAAAAGCAAGCAAAAACUGUAUAUAAAGUGAGGAGCUUUUUGAUCAGCAUGGCUGAUAUACCCCACCCCAUGCUAUAGGAGGAUAGUGACACGUAGAGAAACGAAGGGACUCAUCCAAGGUCCCAGCACUAUUCCUUGGCAAGCAAAAUUUCCAAUUUCCUAUCUCUGGGUUCCCAAUCCUUUUCACCAAGCAACCCAAGUAUUUAUGUUUUUUUCUGGAGACAAGAUUUUUUUUCUUUUCUUUUUUUUUUUUUUUAUGUUCAGAGAAACCAGUGUUAGAUGACUCUUGAGGGUUUUCACGUAGAAAAAUAGGAUAGGGUGGGUAGGCACAAGUAAAAAGAAAGCUCCAGGCCAGCUGCCAUGAUGCUGGAUGAUCAGUUAGCUAUAAGUCUGUAAGUCUAAACAGGCGAUCAGAUCCUGUAAGUCUGAACCAGGACCAGGCCAGUGUACAUUUCACUGGUGCACUUUGUAAUCAGGGAACUCAGGUAGAUAUAAAAAGCAAUGGUACCUAUUAAAAGAUGAUGCUAAAUUUCAUUGAGAAGUUCUUCUCACUGUAAAUGAGACAAACUUUUGUCUGUCUUCACUUGAAAGUCUUUAAUUAGUACAAUUGUUACUAUUUUUUUUUAAAUACUCUUAAGUUCCCUGUUUACUUCUGGCAAAACAAAAAACACUCAUUAGAGAAAUGGUCUGUGCUUUUCCAGACUGGAAUGGAAUGGCUUCCUGAAACACACACACACACACACACACACACACACACACACACACGCCAUUUCUCUUAAGCCAAGAAGUCUGCUUUCUCCACCUGGUUUGGAUUUUUUAAAGAUCAUUUGGCAUUCAUGUUUGGCUGUUAAUAUGUGCAUAUUUUUAA